Messenger RNA from Porites evermanni, 459 nucleotides. The record is from the annotation of a GenBank genome assembly. Lineage: Eukaryota; Metazoa; Cnidaria; Anthozoa; Scleractinia; Poritidae.
AUGGAAGUUGACACUGGUGCAGCCCCUACCAUCAUUAGCAAAGAAACGUUCAAGGAAAUUAAUCAGGGACAUUCAGCGAAGAAGAAACGUGAAAUGAAACCUGCUCAUGUGAAACUUCGCACAUACAAAGGUGAAUUAAUCAAAGUUCUAGGAACUGUAGACGUUGUUCUGCAAUAUGAAGGGCAAAAAAACGAGCUGUCAACACUGGUAGUGGAAGGACCUGGACCGAGUUUGCUUGCAAGAGACUGGUUGAAAGAAGUGAAGCUUGACUGUAAGAAAUUGUUCAAAAUGAAUAUGGAUGAAAAGCUGGUGGAAUCUUGGCUUGAGAAAUUGAUCAAUCAGUGUUCAGAAGUUUUUGAAGAGGGCUUAGGAACUUUUACGGGCCAAAGGCCAAGAUUCAUGUGGAAGUGGAUGCUGUGCCAAAAUUUUGCAAAGCACAACCGGUGCCAUAUGCCAUGA